UAGGUCCUACUGUAUGUACAUUGCCAUUAGAACUCACAUAGGCGCAUUUGGAACAGGGUUUCCAGUCUAAGGAAACCCUUUCCUUCACUAAAGCACAAAUUCAUUCUGAAAGAGAUUUUGCAAAACAGGGCAGUUCAAAGGGGACGACAGAGCUGCAUUGGUGCUGUUACUAUCUGUGAAUUUUUACUGUACUGUAUAUGGAUUUUUUUUGCUAUUAAUUUUGCACAUCUGCACGUUUGCGUUAACUUGCUAGCGGCGUUAUGUGUUCACCUUUUGUUGCGUUUUUUCCUUCCUUAAGCACAAGGGUUAGGGCUUUUUAUCCUACAUAAUAUACGUACAGAAGCUUCUUUUUCCUGAUGGAAUUUUGCUAAUCACAUUUUCUUUGUUCUUUCAGAAAUAACAAAAUAGUUAUAAAAUAUUAAAACUUUUACGUUUAAUUGAAUUAAGAUAUUGUUUUAACUAUAAAUCUUGAAACAAAUAUUUUCUUGCAUAACCAUGAGUUCAGACAAACACAGUUUUCUCUCUCAGCCUGUGGUGAAGAACGUAGUUAUGUAUCGAAAUGGAGACCCGUAUUUUGAAGGUAGACGUCUGGUGAUAAACGAGAAAAGAGUGUCCACUUUCGAGACAUUUUUGAAAGAAGUGACAGGAGGGGUUCAAGCUCCUUUCGGGGCUGUCAGGAACAUUUACACCCCGAAAGGAGGACACCGGCUGACCUCAUUGGAACACCUGCAGAGCGGACAACAGUAUGUAGCAGCUGGAAGAGAAAAGUUCAAGAAAAUUGAUUAUUUGCAGAUUGGAGCCAAAAAGAAAAAAAAUCUUCAAAAUACAGCAGCACUGAUAAAACCAGUGGCCCAUAGUAGGAUAAUUGUAUCUGCAAGAUUUCUGAAACCUAUUAAAGAGCCAUGUGCAAUUUUUGUGGUUGCCAAUGGAGAUGUGUUAAAUCCAGCUGUCAGGCUUUUAAUACCUCGUCGAGUACUGGGACAAUUUGAUCACGUGCUUGAGAUGAUCACAGAGAAAAUGGGUUUGCGAAUUCUAGGAGGUGUGCGCAGCCUGUACACUUUGGAUGGGGGACUCAUCAGUGAUGGAAAGGAACUUGAAAAUGGACAGUUUUAUGUCGCAGUUGGGCGUGAAAGGCUUAAAAAACUUCCCUACAGUGAACUUAUUUUCACAAAACCAGUGGCAAUGAGAAGAUUUAUCGGGUCCAAAGCAGCUUCACUUCCCCCCAUUUUCCGAUUUAGGAAGCAUAAUGAAAAUGGUGGUGAACAUCAGGAUAAAUCAGCUGCUGGUUGCAGUGACACAGGGGAUGCUCUGACCUCUCCACCGGCCAGAGCAAACAAGGAGCAGUUCUCUCAAGGGAAAGGCAUGAAGCUCAGACGAAAAAAGAAUGGCCUCAUCAUGUCACUGAGUUCCCAGGACAAUGAAGAUGGAGAGCUGAAGACUUGGGGAGACAACAGAGAAGAUUUAGAGCUUGAAGAUGAUGGUUUAAAAACAGAGUUACCCCUUGAGCAGAUGUACUGUAGAGAUGUCUACUUCACUGGACUUUCCUUCCAGUCCACUGGAAUGAAAAGGGCAUCACAGUACUUAACAGUACUUCACAGGUGUAGACAAGGCUUGACAGGACUUGGUGGGUCCUUGUGGGCAGAAGCAGUGAAUGAAGAAGACUCUCCUAAGGUGGAAUCUACAGAAGACUUAUCUAAUAGUGGAGAAGAUGCAGCUGAAAAUCUAAUAGAAGAUUCAACCACUGAACAAACCAACAACAAUACUGAUCCUGCAAAUGAAGAGAUCAGCACGGAAUCAGAGGAAUCACAAGAAGUAACAGAGGAGCCUUCUCAUGGAGAAGAUGACAAGGAGGAGGAGGAGACCAGAAAAGAGGAAGAAAAUGAUACAGAAACUGAGGUGACGCCAGCUGAGAAUGGGGAAGAUGAGGAAGAAGAGAACGAUGAACCCCAAACCAAGGAAGAACUUAGUAAAGAAGAAUCACAAAAUGAAGAAGAGGUGGAAGAAAACCAGAAAGCAGAUGAACCAGAGGAACAGCCAGAGGCAAACACAGCAGAAGGGGAGGAAGCAAAACAAGAAGAAGAGCCAGGACCACCUCACGAUGACAAUGGAGGAAUGGAGGAAGAAGAAAAGAAAAGUCUGAUGGAGUCAGUGGAUAAACUAGAAGGAGGGAAUGAGGAAGGGGAGGAGAAAAAUGAUGAAUAAAGAGGCAGUGCAUAAGAAGAAUGUACUUAGAACAUAAGAAAGAUUACAAAUUAGAUUCAAUUUUUUCCCAUCUAGCUUAUUUGGUUGCUAGUACAGUAGCUAAGUGAUACAAAGGAUCUCAUCACGCUACUUACUGAAAGAAGCUACAUUUUAAUAGCUAGGUAGUAUCUUCCAGUCUCCUACCUUGUGUAAAAAGUGCCUUUUGUUCUCAGUCUUAAAUUCACUUUUGUUUUGUUUCCACUUGUGUCCUCUGAUACAUGUUUUAGCUUAGGCUUUUAAGAAGUGCAAUAUAUUGACUUUGUCAGUACCCUUGAUAAUUUUGAAUACUUGAAUCAUGUUCCUUGUAGUCUUCUCUGUUGAAAACUAAAUAGAUUCAGUUCUUUGUAUGUAAAAGGUCACUUUUUUUCUGGAGGACAAUAUCUUUCAUAAUGGUGAGAAAAUAUUAAAUUGGUGCAAGUAUACAAAAAUAUUUACCACAGUAAAUAUUACCACACAAUACCACAGUAUAUAUGACAAUAUUUGUAUCUGAUGUUACAUUAGUGAAUCAUGAAAUUAUAACAUAAAAAUCCCAGAUUUAAAUUAAACUAUUUUAACUUUAUAUCUGGACAUUCUCUAAGUAUUGUUUUUUGUUAUUUCACAUUAGCUACAAGACAAACAUCAUUUCAAAAUAAUUAUAUGAAAGAAACCUAAGCUUUAAACACAGACAGCUUCUUGAAACUAAUCAUUUCCUAUAUUAAUUUAUAUGUUCCUUUUGCUACCUGUAUCUAAUGCUCUGCACUUGAAUUUCCUGUGUAGCUUCUACAAAGUGUUUGCUUAUCCUAAAUUGGGUAUAUUCUGUGAGCUUGCUUAGUUUGCUAGUUAUGCCAGAAUCUGGAUUACAGAUAUAAAUUAGGAGGAGCAGUGAUCCUAAUACAGAUCUCUGUGGUACUCUACUAAUUAAAUCACCUAUAUUAGAGUUUUCACCCUUAAUGAAAGGUCAUAUGGAAGAAACCAUGAAAGUACAGACAUGUUUCAUAAAGAGUGCAUACAUACACAGAUGUUUGAGUAAGUUUUAGAUUCAUUACAGAAAAACAAAAUCUGAAAGCAUUAAAAAAUUUGCUGAAAAAUUAGAGUAUGUUAAUAAAAGGAUAACGACAAACUGCAUAGUGGAUAUUCUAUUUAAGUACAAAGAUUUUGUUGUGCUUUAAAGACAUUACUAUAUGUUAGAAUAUAUGUACUCAGAGAAAUGAAAAUACCAGCUGCAUUUGAACUCAGAAGCUCUAUUAAGCUUAAUUAUUUAUCACAAUGAGAACCUAAGAAAAAUGAUUUUGUAUAAUUAUA
Messenger RNA from Lepisosteus oculatus (spotted gar), 3522 nucleotides. RefSeq names its product doublecortin domain-containing protein 2. Gene Ontology annotation, cellular component: microtubule organizing center; microtubule; axoneme. Gene Ontology annotation, biological process: dendrite morphogenesis; regulation of cilium assembly; neuron migration. Lineage: Eukaryota; Metazoa; Chordata; Actinopteri; Semionotiformes; Lepisosteidae. The record is from RefSeq and is a predicted model, not a curated record.